GGCCGGGGCUGCUGGCGAUUGGACACCAUCAGGAGGAAGCCCUCGCUGAACCGACCGAGCGCUGCUGGGCUCGCGGCGGGGGCGGGAGGGUGCAGCGCACCGCACCGCGCCGGACCCGGGAGUUAGCCAAGAGCCCGCAGAAAGGCGGGUUUGCGAGGAGGGAGCAGCGGAGGCGAGAUGCACCGGGAAGUACGAGCCGCUCUGCCUCGCAGGACCCGGGAGCCGGCAGCCUGCUGGGGGCUGGCCAUGCACUAAAGGACCCGGCCGGGGGCUUCCCCUGCGCGCACGCCUGACCGCCAGCUUUGGAGCGGGUGGGAUCGCCUCGCACCUCCAGGCGCCCCGGGGAAGGAAGAAACCCCCUGCGCCCGGAACCCCUCGGAGCUCGCCCGGGGGCUGCAGCCGGGCAAGGCGGAUCCGGGCUCGGCAGACCCGCUCCCCCACCGGCGCUUUCGGGGCAGGGGUCGCUACGGGCGGAGCUGCCCGAAGGGGAGGUGGCGGGGAGACGGGCACCGAGAGUCGGCUGCGGGGCGCCUGGUGCAGCGGGAGGAGGAGCAGGGGGCGGCGGCUCGCCAGCCUGACAGCUCGGGGAAGUUGUCCGAGGGAGAUUACACGGCGGAGCCCGCCCCAGAUGGCACUGGGCAGAGGCGAGCGGAGGAGGCGGCGGCGCUAGCGGAGUCCCCCGGGCUGGAGAGAGACGGAGCCGGCGAGCCAACGGGCUACACAAUAGGGGCGGAGCAGAUCGCCGCAAAGAGCAGCCCCCCGUGCGCCCUGGGGCUCCCUGGCCGCGAGGUCGCCUCGCUCCAUGGCCCCCAGCCGGAGGGAUGAGCCCCGACGGGCGUGAAGGGGGCAGAGAGAAAAUGAGAAGCCAGGCGAGAGCGGGGGGUCUGCCCGGGCAGCCAGCGGGCAGGAGGUGAAGAGCGCCCCGGGGGGACGGCGGCCGGUGCCGCCAGCGCCACAUACCAAAGAACCCGGGCCCCGCGCAGCGCAGCGCAACGCCCGGCGCUUCCUUUCCCCUCUCCUGGCUGGCGAAGAGCCCCAGGGCCAGCGGCGGCCGGACUGCGCCGGGGCAGCGCGCAAAAGGAGCGCAGAGACUGAGGACCGCGCUCCCCAGGGGAGCUCAGCGCGCCCGGGAGAGGGGAGCGCCCAGCCCCCGCAGGAAGCCUCGGGCAGGUGCCCGGGGCAUGGGAACAAGGGCGCAGCCCCCUGUUGGACCCCGCGCUUCGGCCCCUGCGCCCCGCAGCCCGCUUGGAUUAACUCCCGUUGGGUUUUGCUAGAAAGCCGAGCAGCGCACCCGCCGCCUCUGGAUCCCGGCUGUCUCCGGGCGUGUGAAAUUACCUCACGGCUCCUUCCCGACCUCCGGCCAGUAGUGCAGAGAAGAAGAAGGCAGCCACAAUGCCUGACUCGCCGGCCGACGUGAAGACUCAGUCCAGAUCGACACCCCCCAACAUGCCUCCUCCUCCGCCAGCCGUCACGCAGGGAGCCACACGGCACCCCUCCUUCACGCCAAACACCAAUCAAGAAGCUGGGCCUCCGACGUUUCUGCCUCGCGGCCGUUUUCAUGGUUGCUUGAAAUGGUCGAUGGUCUGUCUUUUAAUGAAUGGAAGCAGCCACUCCCCUACCGCUAUCAAUGGAGCUCCUUCCACCCCCAACGGGUUCAGCAACGGGCCUGCCACCUCCUCCACUGCUUCCCUGUCCACCCAUCAGCUCCCUCCCGCCUGCGGCGCCCGGCAGCUCAGCAAACUCAAGCGCUUCUUGACCACCCUGCAGCAGUUUGGGAACGACAUCUCCCCGGAGAUCGGGGAGCGGGUGCGCACGCUGGUGCUGGGGCUUGUGAACUCCACGCUGACCAUCGAAGAGUUCCAUUCCAAGCUCCAGGAGGCGACUAACUUCCCGCUGCGCCCCUUCGUCAUCCCCUUCUUGAAGGCCAACCUGCCCUUGCUGCAGCGCGAGCUGCUCCACUGCGCCCGCAUGGCCAAGCAGACCCCAGCCCAGUACCUGGCCCAGCACGAACAGCUGCUGCUCGAUGCCAACGCCUCUUCCCCCAUCGACUCCUCUGAGCUGCUCCUGGAGGUCACCGAGACUGGCAAGAGGAGGACACCAGACAGGACCAAAGAGAACGGCUUGGACCGAGACCCUCUGCACCCCGAACACCUCAGCAAACGGCCGUGCACCAUGAGCCCCGCUCAGCGGUACAGCCCCAGCAACGGGCUGAGCCACCAGCCCAACGGGCUGCCCCACCCCACCCCGCCCCCACCCCCGCACUACCGCCUGGAGGACAUGGCCAUGGCACACCACUACCGGGACACCUACCGGCACCCCGACCCCAGGGAGCUCCGGGAGCGCCACCGGCAAGUGGCCGUGCACGGCUCCCGCCAGGAGGAAGUGAUCGACCACAGACUAACAGACAGGGAGUGGGCUGAGGAGUGGAAACACCUCAACAACCUGCUGAACUGCAUCAUGGACAUGGUGGAGAAGACGCGGCGCUCCCUCACCGUGCUGCGCCGCUGCCAGGAGGCCGACCGCGAGGAGCUCAACCACUGGAUCCGCCGCUACAGCGAUGCUGAAGACAUGAAGAAAGGCCCCAACCCCCCACCCCGCCCCCACAACAGCUCCUCCAACUCCGAGGCCCCCCCAUUAGACACUCACCGGGAGUUUGUGCCCAGGCCCCUCUCUGGUUACAUGCCCGAGGAAAUCUGGAGGAAAGCUGAAGAAGCUGUGAACGAGGUGAAGCGCCAGGCCAUGUCCGAGCUCCAGAAGGCGGUGUCGGACGCGGAGCGCAAGGCCCACGAGCUGAUCACUACCGAGCGAGCCAAGAUGGAGAGGGCCUUGGCGGAGGCCAAGCGCCAGGCUUCCGAGGACGCGCUGACGGUGAUCAAUCAGCAGGAGGACUCGAGUGAGCGGGGCUGGGUCUCUCUUCCAGGCUGCACCGCCCCGACGCUGAUGUCUCUGCUUUCGCCCUCUCGUACAGAGCUGCUGGAACUGCGGGCGCAAGGCCAGCGAGACCUGCAGCGGAUGCAACACGGCCCGCUACUGCGGCUCCUUCUGCCAGCACAAGGAUUGGGAGAAGCACCACCACGUCUGUGGGCAGACUCUGCAGGGCCUCCAGGCCUCCGCCGGCGCAGCCCCUUCCUCCGGGGUGGGCUUAGGGGUGGGCUCAGCUCAACCGGAUGUGGUGGCUGUCAGCGCCUCCAUCACCAGCGUGGCCACCAUGGCCGCCAGCCCCAGCGAAACCGGCUCGGCUGCUGUGUCGCGCUCCGGCACGCCGGCCACCCCAGCUCCUCUGGAAACGGCAUCACGCUAACCAACCGACCGGCCAGCCAACAGAGGGGAAAGAAACAGAGAAACCUACAGAACGUCACUGCUGCUACUGCUUCUCUCCAAAAGAAAAACUAACUGCAUUCAAUGCAAUUCCUCAGCUACCUGACUCUUCUGUGACCUCCAAAUGACCUCUCGAUCUCUCAUAUGUAAUCCUCACGGAUCCUCAAACUGGGCUUUAAGUGGAGUUAAGGCAAAUACCAAUCUUCUCUGUUCUCGCUUCGGUUUUCUAUGAUUUGGGGAGUUACUAUCGGCGUCGGCGUCAGUUUGUUUGUUUUCUUCUUUUCGGACAAGGAAUUUGUCCACAAACUCUACGCACCUUGACUCGGGGAUGUGCGUGUGUGUGUGUGAAAUCUCCCUCCCGGUGCGGCCGGGGGACGGCAUGAUGAAGGAUUUCGAUUUUAGAAGGCAAGAAACUUCUUCUCUUUUUCGUUUUUCUUUUCUUUUCUUUUUUUUUUUUUGUAAAAAAAUAAAUAAAAUAAAAAUAAAAACGUCAAACUCUUUGGCUUUAAGUAAAAAAAAAAAAUCCAAAAAACAAAUAAAACAAAGUAAAACCAAGUAAAGGAAGCUUACCUGUAAACUACCUUGCUAGCUAGCCAAGAACAUACCAGACUCACCUCUGCUCCAAAGGAAAUCCAAAAACAAACAAACAAAAAAAUCCAAACUUUUUUUCCACUGCCAAAGUUUUUUUGGUUCUGUUGUUGGUUAUUUUUACUUUUUUGGUUGAUGGUUUUGGUUUGUUUUUUGUGAAACAAGGAGCAGCACUUAUCCCUUUCAACCAAACCACGACGACUGGCCAAAGGCAAGCCGGCGCUCUUGGACUCCUUGCAUUCUUUGGUGGGGUGGGGUGGGUUCUUGCGCUGGACUCUCAGCAUCCACACGUACCUUGAAGGAGGAAGGAUGCGCAUCUGUGGAUUUAAAGAAUUUUAUUAAAAUAAAGCAAAAACAAACAAAAAAAGAUACACAACUUUUGUGCGUGUGUGUGAGUAUGUGUGUGUGUGUGUGUGUGUGUGUGUGUGUGUGUGACGGGGAGCCAACAUUGUGUGCUCCCUCCCUCUGUGGAUUAUAAACGUGUUUCACUUGCCUAGGAGAGCGUGCUAAUGAACAAGAACCUUCAGAUCCCGGUCCUGUUCCAGAGAGAGCAUCGUUUCAAACAGAACUGUGACAAUCUGUCGUUGAUUCUCCACUGCUCGUCAGAGUGUGAGCAGAAAGCAAUUGCACCAGUACCUUCUGCUUCUUGUACUCCUCCACUACCUCUCUCUGCUCUCCAUAACCCCACCUCUAGCUCCAGUAUCUUGUGACUGCCAUCCUUACUCCUUCAACCUUUCACAGGAAAAAAAAAAAAGACACCUUUUGUUUUUCCCCUUCUGAAGACUCUUUCGAUUGCCUGUAGAUAGACCCCCUUGCUUUUGUGUCUACUUGUUCUCCAGAUGUUUUCUCCAGUCCUGUGAUGAACAUUGUCAUUGGGUUAUUUUAUUUCGCUUUCGCUUUUUCUUUUCCCACCCCGCGUCCCCUCAUAUGAUUUUGCAACAGUUUCUAGGAGGAAAGAAAGGAAACAAACAAACACUUGUUCUUAGAGAAGGAAAAAAAGACAAUGUAGAUUAUUUUGCAUUUCUUGCAUCGUGUAUAACGCGCAGAGGACGGGAGUGCAAUAUGGAAAGUGACAUGGCUGCAGAAAGGGAGAAAGGUGGAGACUGCCCAGCCACGGUCAGGGCAAAUAUUGUACGUUAAUGUGAAUGUAUAUAGUAUUUGAAGAGGUCCAAAAAAAAAAUAAUAAUAAUAAUAAUAAAAGAAGAGACGUUUGCCAAAUAAAAAAAAAUGAAGAUAAACCACUGAACUGUGUAAAGUUUAGGAAAUAGGUUUUAAAAAAAAGCAAAGUCCACGUGUUCAGUAGAAGGAUUAGUUUUCCGGAGUUGCAAAAUCCAUCACGUGUGUUUUUAAAAAAGUAGGGAUUUCAGAUCAAAAGUUCCCAGGCACUAGUCAUUGCAAAGGGAGGUUUGGCUGAGGGCGAUUGACUCAGAACCCUAAGGUGGCCGUGUUUGGAUGUUUUCCUCUCCCCUGCAACCCACCCCCGAACCUCGCCCUUGUUUGUAUCGUUUUCAGAAGCACUGUGUGGUUCUUUAGAACAUCGAUUCAGGUUUUGGAACAACAAGGAGUCCUUUGUUUAGCACAAUGGAUACAUGCAGGGCUAGGCGGCAUUGUUCGGUCCCACUGCGGUUGGGUCUGCUUUGCCCUUUCUUUUCUAGUUGUGAGCCCUGGGUCUCUUAGCUGCAUCGCAUCCAAUGUGAGUCCUCCCCGUUCGGUUGCACCCCACUCAAGCUCCCUCCUGGUGGCUGUGAAGUUGUAAAGACCAUGUCGUGUCUCUCCUCAGAAGUGCGGCAUGUUCCCAUGGAGAGGUUUGGGGUUGUGGCUGUUUCUCUCAGUGGAUGUGGCUCUGACGCCGUUUGGUUGUGUCGUCUUGGCUCUGGGACGGGCUGUCCUGGAGAAGAGUGUGGAGGGCUGUGUUUGAUGUGUACUUUCACUGCCUCUGAGGGAUGGCUGUAGACGGUGCCGCGUGGUUCUCCGCAGCUGAUGCCGGCUUGUCCUAGGAUUCCAGGAUUUCAAAGCGAGACAGACCCAGGCAGGAAGUAGGGUUUGAGGGAAGUUGUUAGUGCGAUGCUGCGGUCCUUGCGCCUUGCUGUCCCCUCCCCUAGCUCAGCUCUCAACCACAAUGGGGGUAUCAGAUCUUAAGAACCAGGCGUGGAUCCCAUCCUAUGGAAGGCAGCCAGAGUUUUGCUGUUGACUUCGAGCAGGACGAAGUCACAGUUCUUACAUCCAAAGUUUGCAGGCUUUGAACACCUGGCAGUCCUGAACUCAGCGAACCCGGCAGCAUUUGAACCCGGCCAGGAACCAACAAGUGCCAGAAGCACCGCCAUUCUGUAGCCCUCCUCUCCCCCGCCAUGCCUACACGGUAACGUGUCCCAGGGCUGCCCAGAGGAUUCAGAGGGCCUGAGGUCUUUGGCGGCGGGGGGCCCCCGCUGCCGAAGACCCGGCGCUUUGGUGGCAGGGUCCCAGGGCAGAAGGACUCCCCACCGCGGGUCUUCAGGGCACUUCGGCAGCGGGUCCGGAGCGGAAGGACCCCCCGCCACCGAAUUGCCGCCGAAGACCCGAAGCGGAAGAAGCUCCGGGGGCCCGGGCGCCACGAGUGUUUUCCGGGGGCCCCGGAGCAAGUGAAGGACCCUGCUCCAGGGGCCCUGAAAAACUCUCAUGGGGGCCCCUGUGGGGCCCGGGGCAAAUUGCCCCACUUGCUCCCCCCCCCCCGCCCGUGUCCUCACAUGACAAUCUGGACACCUUACGCUGUUGGAAGAUUACAUCCCUGGGGAACUGUGGAAAACUUUCCUUAACUUCCUCUAACCCCAUGGCAGCCUGGUCUUUCUAAAGCAGGCCUGGAUUCCUGGCUAGUAAGAAUCUUCUGGAAAAUACCAGCCCACAUGAGCCCCCCAACCCCGAGAGACAGUUCCUCUAAAGUCCCAACUGCUGCUCUCCAGAGGAAGGUCACAUCCUCGGUGAGGGAUGAGAGGAGGGACCCAGUAAGAGACAAAGCAGCCUGUCAAUAUCUGUGAGUGCAGAACUUCCUCCCCUGGAACUGACUGGCUGUUUGACGCAGGCCGGUCCCAGCAGCAAUGCCACUGACCUGAUCUCUCUGCUGAAGGUCUCCCUAGGACCUGUAAAAACAACAAGGAGUCUGGUGGCACCUUAAAGACUAACAGAUUUAUUUGGGCAUAAGCUUUCGUGAGUAAAAACCUCACUUCCUAGGACCUGUAGUGAGUCUUGAAGCCCAAGGUGAAGCUGUGCAGAGUCUGGUCCCAAAGCCCUAACUAACUGGGCUGGAGCUAUUGCUGGGGUUUGUUUACCAACCAUUUGACGGUAGCUUGCAGUGAAUCCAGCCAGAGACCUAUUAAUGGGCCAAACCCGAGACUUUGUAGCUUCUGUUUGUUUCCUUCCGCAGCCUCAUUCAUCCAGCGUUAGGUUCUGACCCUGGUUUUCUGACAUGCAUCACUCGCCCUAAGAAGGAUUGUUGUGUUUAUUUAUCACGUGAUAUAUGUAUAUUGUCUAUUUUUCUUAUAUUUCAUGAAAAGAGGUAAUAUAUAAGAGUUUUCAGAUGUCAUUAACCGCAGGGUUCAUCCUGCCAUUCGUAGUGUUUGUUAUUUUUCUAAACCUCCUCUCGUGCUUGAAUUUCGGCCGCCUCUCUGUCCCAUCCGUCUCACAUCUGCUCAGCAUCCGGACCCUGCCGCUCUACCUCCAACUUGCUUAAAAACCAUAGACGACAAUUGUAUAGAAAGGAAAUAACCCCAUUUAAAAAGAACUCAACAAGCUUGCCUUCAAACCAAAAUCCCUGGGAGGCGAGAGGGGAGCGGGAGGGGAGCCUCUUGCGGAAGUCCAAACCAGAAAGCUUUAAAAUAGAGUAUUUCAGUGGCCAAAAAACCACCAGGAGUAUGCAGCUUCCCAGACAGUGACGCUCGUGGCACAAAGAAAAGCAGGCGGCAGCAAUAGAGAAAACCACUCGCUGGCUCCUCUGGGUAGGGCGAGAGGAUGCAGGCGGUUCCAGGCUCUUUCAUUGUGAGAUGGUCUUGCUAAACCUCCUCAGUCAGAGCUUUCUUAUGUGUGGGCUUUGCAGGGUCACCUCACCCUCCUGUGUCCUGCUAAUCCCUGAUUCCUCUGCCAGUGCCCCCCAUUGCCUGGGAAUGUUAUUCCCAGUGGAACAGACACCAGCUGGGAGAGUUAAUAGCCUCCUCAGCCAUGGCCAUGUCAGCAGGUUUUAAAUCCCUGGGGCAAAGCAGCAUGGUUAGAUUGUGUAGUGCGUGUUGUGUGUACGCCCUGCAGUGGGCCAGAUUCUGCGCUCAGUGACUUACCUGCAAGCGCUUUGUCUCCAUGGGGUUUGCAGGGAUGUCACUAAGAGCAGAAUUUGGCCUGCUCCACUGCGUAUCCACCUGCCUCAUGGUUACAGUGUAGGCCCAGAUUGUGUAGCAAAAGGAACUUAACCUAGGCCAAAAAUCCAGGGAAUGCUGACUCUCCUGGGCCCAGGCGCUGUCCCCGUGCGUAUUACUGGGGGGAUGGGUAUAGGGGGCAAUUGGGAGAUUUCUCUCUCCUGGGUGGUGGCUCUUUGGGCAUCUUUUUGUGAAGUCCCUGAAGAUGAUCAGCAAAGGAAGGGCCAAUGUUUCGCCCCUCCUGCAGCCCGUGCCAGGAGCUAUUUAAGCGGGGUGACCCUCCCCACAUGGCAGUAGCAGGAGUGUGGGAGGGAGGGUGGGCGCCUGCUGCUUUCCUUCCAGCAGCCCUGGGGCAGUGAGGAGAAAAAUAGGGGAUGACCCCAACCCCAGGCAGGGGUGAGGGAUGGUUUUGUGGCUAAAGAAGUGGUGAGGUCAGAACAACCCCAGGCAGCUCAGCACAAAGGCAUCUGGGAUCCAGGAUAUCUCGGGUGGCACCAUGUGUCCUCCAAUCCCAUUGACGUCACUGGGCAUGUGGUUCUCUGCAGGAUUGGCUCGUCGUUUGCAAUCAAUGUGUGUCUCGGCCCAGCAUGGUGCCGUGUUCAUUCAGGUCACCUUCCUGUUCCCAGAGGGCGGAGGGAAGCGGGCGUGUUUGGCAGGUCAUUCCUGAUGCCAGGUUCUUUCUCGGUGCUGGAGCCCAGCCCUGCGCUGCACAUAGGAUCAGAAAGUUUAGAGCAUGCGCCCGAGGGGGGGAGCCGUUUAUUGACACAGGGCAGCGAGAUGGGGGUUUUGUUUGGCUUUACGCAUGACUCACCGUGGACCCAUUUCCAUCGGGGGCUCUUUAACUUGGGCCCAUCCCUCAAGUUUCCAAAUUGAAAUCCAAGCUGAAACCAAAGCACCUCCCUCCUGCCCUGCUCCAGCCGGGCAGUUUAGUGGUGAUCCUAGAUGUUAGAAUUGGAAGAACUCUCUUAGGAUCUGUUCAGAUCAUGCCAGGGUCCGGGCAAGACUGUUCCACGUGGUACAUUUACUAGGGCUUUGCUUAGUCCUGUUUUAAAUAAACCCCGUGAUGGUGUUUUGUUCCCUGGUCUGCCGUGUCUCACUGCCAGGUUUUCCGGAGAGUCUAUAUUCUCCCUUUCUUAAUAGCAUCCCACUGCUGCUAGUUACACUCUCUUCUUGCAGCCAACAUGAUCGCGCUCUUGGUGCUUCACCCCCAUCAAAUACAUGUGGAGUAGGGCUCGAAUUGUAUCCCUCCAUCCUUCCUCAUUGCUCAGCUCGUCUCAGCUCCCCUCCAGCCGUCCUGCCAGCCCCCACCAAUCCGUCUUGCUCUUCUCUAAAGGUCUGGCAGCCAGGUCCUGCCCAGGCACAAUCUUCCUAGUGGGAGUCAGGCUCCGGGACACGGGAGCGUGGGACAGGCACGGCUGGGUGAACAGCGAAGCGCCAAGGGUGCAUCUCCCCGGGGAGGCAGGUGUUGGGUGCACUUCUCAGGGUGCACCUGUGAUGUGCGCCAAUGGUUCUUGAAUGCCAGCUGGUUGCGUCUCAUGGCUUAGAUACCCCCAGCCCACGCUAGGCUACUGGGAGGCAUUUAUAGCACAGGCGAGUCAGUCUCCCUGAGACUGCCAGCAACAUCCUUCCGGUCCCACGCUUACCAGCAAACACAGGCAGAAAUUACCUGGGUGUGAUCUAUUCUGUAGGGGCAAAACAGAGCCAGUGCUGUUGGUGCAGCUGUCUUGCUUCUGGCCAUUGCCCCAGGUGAACUCACCAUACAUUCCCUGUACGCGUGUACACACACACACACACACACACACUGUGCUCUGGUCUCUUCCGCUUUCUUACGAUCCUCUUUUUUCUUUAUGGGCAUCCCCACGCAAUUUUGCGGCCUUUGUGGGGGAUGGCCAGGCUCAUGUGUACGCUAGUUACAGCAAUGAAUGGAAGGCGAAGGAGUUUCUUGGGCUGCGAUCCCCGCCCCCUGGUAGGCGGGACCCUGCUUCCGAUCUCUCUGCGCUGGUGGUUUUAUGUAAGGCAGAUCUGGGGGAGCUGGAGGGAGUUUUUGUUUCUUGUAACAAGCCCAUCUCUUGGCUUGUCAGUUGCUUUGGAGAACAGCAGCAGGACACCCCUGCUUGGGGUGUCAAAAAAACAGACGUAAACACAGCCCAGGGAAAAUAAAUACAGAGUAAACCCAGGUUCUCAGACUUUCUGCUAAGCCUCUUCAGAGCGGCAGAUUCUGGGAUCCCGUCCAGAUCUGGCGGCUAAGCCUCUGAAAGGUGGCUUUGCAGCAGCAAUCCAGGAGAAUUUGCUCUGAUUCCUCACCUCAAACAAACAAACAAAAAAACCACCAGGUGCUCCCAGAAUUUCCCCCUUCCGGGCACAUUUCCUUGUCCCUAGCCAGGGUGUGACCCAGCCAGCAAUUCCGGAGAGCCCAAACUGCUCAGCCCAGCCUGGGUGGAACUCCGCUAAGCCCCAGGGAUGGAUGUGACCCACCCUCAGUUCUGCUCCUGCUCCCCCCUCUCUGAAGCGACUCUGCCGAAAGUCUCGAAAGCCGCUGACGUGCCCUGUCAGAACCCAGUAACCUGCUCCUGCCAGGCCCACGGGAGUGCCAGCGUCGGGGGGCUGGGAGGCGAUUGACUCGUAAAACUGUGCAAUACUUGAAUGAAAGGGGGUGGGGGAGGCAUGGCUUCUAUAGACUGGUGGGCGUGCGUGGAAAAAGAGUUUAACGAGGGGAGAAAACAGAAAUCCCGCACCCCACCCCGCUCCCUGCUGUUUGUGGGUUUCCGUGGCCAUUCCAGAGAAAUGACGACAUGAUAGGAGUUUUUUUGGCAUGCUGCCCUUCCCCCGCGGUUCCCUGCUUUCUCUAACUGUACUGUAUGUUUGACCUGUGAAAGAUGUAAACAUUAUGAUUCAGGUUAUGUCUGUUCUUAACUCUGUAUCCGUGUAAUAAAGACAAUUUAAUAUCA
This is a messenger RNA of Malaclemys terrapin pileata, 11230 nucleotides long. RefSeq names its product CBFA2/RUNX1 partner transcriptional co-repressor 3 (gene CBFA2T3). Bases 1393 to 3393 code for a protein of 666 amino acids. The transcript has 12 exons. Lineage: Eukaryota; Metazoa; Chordata; Testudines; Emydidae. Gene Ontology annotation, biological process: negative regulation of DNA-templated transcription; DNA-templated transcription. The record is from RefSeq and is a predicted model, not a curated record. Gene Ontology annotation, cellular component: nucleus. Gene Ontology annotation, molecular function: transcription corepressor activity.